AUGGGCAGCCGCCGUCUCGAGUGGAGCCGGUGCUUGGAAGGCAAUCCUAGUUCCUGGUCAAUGAUUGGCUUGGGCGGUGCUGCCUUCGCCGUUGCCACGGAGGCAGCUCCUGGCUGGCAUAUACCUUUCUUUUACAUCAGCGGCGUGAAUGCGCUGGAGUGCCGAUUUACCCAGUGGCAUCCAGAAGAACCUCAUGUUGCAGUGUUCGACGCUGAAGAACUGCACCAUGAUGCUUGGGUCAGCUAUCCUGCUGGAAAGAUCUAUGUCCGUGAAGUGCCCUCGCCCUUGGUCAUCACCUGCAGCCUGACAUUUGUGCAACAAGAUACUAUUGACGUCGUAUUCACCACGGUGGCCGGCGCGCAGAUGUUGCGCAUCGCCAGGUUGUCAAGCCUGCCGGAGAUGGAACAGCUUGCAACAGCCGCUGCCAUGGCGGCGGCAGCGCAAGGCCGUCUGCAGAGCCGCAACCAAGCAGUGUGCACGGUCUUGGAAGGGCAGGCAACCCCACUGGGCACGGUGGCCCUGUCGGAUGACUUGUGGGACAAGAUGACAGUGCAGGAGGCCGCGGAUGGUGCUCCAACCCUGCUUGCAAAGCAGCUGAGAAGCACGAAGCCCAAGUUGCGAAGCGCAUGCGACAAGAGGCGCGACAAGAGGCGCGACGAGAAGCUGGCGCUGGAAAACGAGGUCCACUUCCUGACGUUGAGGCUGAAGUGGCCAAGCGCCGGCGAGAACAGGCUCGCGAAGAAGCGGGAGCUGGCGAGCGAGGUCCAUGUCCUGGCGAGGGAGGUCGCCCUGCCGAUGCUGAAGCUCAAGCUGCCAAGCGCCUCCGAGAGGAUGCCCGGCAGGAAGCCGGAGCUGGCGAGCGAGGUCCAUGUCCUGGUGAAGGUGGGCGCCCUGCCGAUGCUGAAGCUCAAGCUGCCAAGCGCCUCCGAGAGGAUGCCCGGCAGGAAGCCGGAGCUGGCAGGCGAGGUCCAUGUCCUGGUGAAGGUGGGCGCCCUGCCGAUGCUGAAGCUCAAGCUGCCAAGCGCCUCCGAGAGGAUGCCCGGCAGGAAGCCGGAGCUGGCAGGCGAGGUCCAUGCCCUGGUGAAGGUGGUCGACCAACCCUCGAGCCAGAUCAAGUUGGCAAAGCGGGAGGUCAACGCCAAGCUUGCUGCCGACUGUGAACACAAGGGCCAG
Messenger RNA from Symbiodinium natans, 1173 nucleotides. The record is from the annotation of a GenBank genome assembly. Lineage: Eukaryota; Dinophyceae; Suessiales; Symbiodiniaceae.